Messenger RNA from Parnassius apollo (apollo), 390 nucleotides. The record is from the annotation of a GenBank genome assembly. NCBI's taxonomy places the organism in Eukaryota, Metazoa, Arthropoda, Insecta, Lepidoptera, Papilionidae.
AUGGAUAAAAGGGAGCAACAAAUUGUGGCGUGGCUGAUGGAAGAAGGUACGGAGGAAAUAAAGGACCCAGAUAGUAGGAUUGACAAAGCAGAGAGUGACGGAUAUAGUGAUCACAGUGAACAUUGCACCGACACGGAACAGUCAUCAUGCGAAGAUGAAGGUGAGAUUUAUUCAAGUCAAUCCGAGUACGGUCUAUAUUACUUAGGCAAGGAUAAAAUUACCAAUGGAAAUUAUCGUCCACAACGUACCAAUAUAAGAACAAGGUCACAUAACAUAGUUGACAGUAGACCAGGGGUAAAACCAGUAGCCAAAGGCACAAAUAAUUUAGACAUUAAAAAAUCAUGGACCGUUAUGCAAGAGACAGAGACUGUAAAGAGACGGAUAUCAUAG